Messenger RNA from Peromyscus californicus insignis, 2300 nucleotides. RefSeq names its product XIAP associated factor 1 (gene Xaf1). The record is from RefSeq and is a predicted model, not a curated record. Gene Ontology annotation, biological process: apoptotic process. NCBI's taxonomy places the organism in Eukaryota, Metazoa, Chordata, Mammalia, Rodentia, Cricetidae. The transcript is spliced from 7 exons. Bases 264 to 1085 code for a protein of 273 amino acids.
AGAGGAGACCUGCCCGCUCACCCCCACCCUGGAGGUCACAGUCACAGUAGCUCAGGAUGAGGGGCAUGGCAGGGGACUAGAUCAUGCUGCAGAGUGACCUUCUGGGAGUGUUCAGUUACAGGGACCUGGGAACCGCCCUGGGCUGAGAAUUCUCCAAGUCCCCUCCUCCCUGCUGCUGUGAGCCAGGCUGGGGAAACACUUUCAGUUUUGUUUUCUUGUAUGCAAUAAAGGAAACUCCACAGAAGUCCUCCGAGGAGCAGAGCAUGGAGGCUGACUUCCAGGUGUGCAGGAACUGCAAAAGAAAUGUGGCCUCUGUCCACUUCACCCUCCACGAGGCCCACUGCCUGCGCUUCCUGGUCCUUUGCCCGGAAUGUGAGGAGCCCAUCCCAAAGUCAAAGAUGAAGGAGCAUGCAGAAGCUGUGCACCAGCAGACCAAGGACAUCCAACAGCAUCCUGCCAAGUGCAAAUUCUGUGACCUGGCUGUGCACCUCAGCAAGCUGGAUGUCCACGAGUCCCACUGUGGCAGCCGGAUAGAGCGUUGUCCACACUGCAACCAACCCAUCAUACUCGGAGUGUUGGCCCAGCACAAAGAAGUGUGUCUGAGUGCAAAGGCCAGGUCUGAAGAAGGGAAGAGAACUGUAUCUCCUGGAAGGAAAACCCAUUGCAAUUACUGCAAACAAGUGAUUCCAGAAAAUAAGGAUGUCUCCCAUAUGAAACAAUGUCCAGCCUCAAGGACUGUGAAAUAUCUUCAGGAUGGAAAGCCAAAACUCCUUCCUCCAUCCUUUACAAGUCAGGUGACCGGAAAUCAAACACCCACAGUGAACAAAGAUGUUCGCCCAAAGGCAAAAAAUAGAAACAGUUCAACAAAGCAAGAGGCAAAGGACCAAAAUGGCACCCUGGAUCUGUCUUUGAGGUCUGUGCUCCAGCAGAGGGCUGCUCUUGCUACGGGAGGAGAUGAAGCAGCCUAUGACAUCUUUCAGAGGUGUUCUCAGUGUGGCAUCUUACUUCCCUUGCCUGUUCUAAAUCAGCACCAGCUGUACCAGGCCCGGACACAUGGCAACGAUCCAAUGCUGUGGAGUGAAUGAGCGAAGCCCAGGGCUGUCGGAGAAGUGCCUGAAGUUAGCUCAUCAAAAGAAAAAUCAAGUGAGAAGAACCAGCUAGCCCCAGAGGAAAGAGGUCCUAGGAUUCAGAAGAGCUCGAGUUCACACUGGCUUCCCAGUUCACACUGGCUUCCCAGCUUCCUCUCAUGGUGGUCACAACUUUGUUUUCUUUACCAAUCCCUGUAAUUGAAUUUUUUUCCCUUUAAUUCUUGGCAGUUUCAUACAUGUUAACAAUGUACUGUAAUCAUACUUAUCUCCAUUGCCUUCCCUCAUCCCCAUCCCACUCCUGUGAACCCCCUUUCUUCCCAACAGUUCCCCUUCCUUCAUGUCUUCAGCCUGCGUGCAUGAGUGCUUUCACGCGCGCGUGUCUGUGUGUGUGUGUGUGUGUGUGUGUGUGUGUGCGCGCGCGCGCGCAUGCUGACACACACAUGCAUAUGCAGGUCUAGUGCAGGUAACCACAGCUGACAUGUGCUCAUGUUUACAACAGCCAUGGCCACGCUGGAUCUCAGCACUUUGGGUGGUCUUUAUUUAGGAAAAGAGUCAGCCUUUAAUCGUUGGGCUUCAGAAGAUGACCUUAGGCCUUUUCCUUCUUCUGAGCCAGACCUUGUUGGCCCAGGAGCUACAGAUGACCGGGAGAAAAGGCCUUGUGUGCUGCCACUCAGCUCCUGACUAAGCACCUCGACUCAACUGCUGGGUUGCCCGAGAGACCCCAGCUUUGUCCUGAGUUUCCUCCUGUCCUCUUUCUUGGCCUUCCUCAUAGGUUUUCAGAACAAAACGUGUUAGGAGUGUGUGGGCUCGAGGGGGGUGAUACAGUAGGAGAAAGGAAGAGGGAGGGGUAGGGAAGGGCAGAGCAUGGAGAAUUCAAGUUCCAGAAAGCAGCCACCACACACUGAGCAUUCUACAAAGGCUGACUGACUACAACUUCCAGGGCUGUGGAGAGGUUAGCUCAUUGCCAGUCCAGCACCAAGUAUCUUGAGCUAUCUCAGCUCCUUAAAUAGGCACUUGUCGUCCACAUCUGUGUGUGACCUAAUAUCCUGUGACUCUUAGGUAAAGGUUUUGGAACAUAUGAGCAGAUUCCUACUGCUAAGAAAGUCAUCGUACGGCAGGCACCUGGGGCCCAUAGCAAGGUCUCCCUGCUUUAACGUGGUUAUUUGGGGCAAACUGAAUCUGUAUUUCUGGGGCAUGAUCACUCAUAUUUGG